Messenger RNA from Danio rerio (zebrafish), 3309 nucleotides. It is a transcript of the gene col28a1b, whose product is annotated as collagen, type XXVIII, alpha 1b. The record is from RefSeq and is marked provisional. Gene Ontology annotation, cellular component: complex of collagen trimers; basement membrane; von-Willerbrand-factor-A-domain-rich collagen trimer. Lineage: Eukaryota; Metazoa; Chordata; Actinopteri; Cypriniformes; Danionidae. Gene Ontology annotation, molecular function: serine-type endopeptidase inhibitor activity; endopeptidase inhibitor activity.
AUGAAUGAAAGCGUGCUGCUUGUGUGUGUGAGUCUUUGGCUGCUUGUAUCUGCGGCCAGAUGCCAGAACAGAAGACAGUCUGGAGAAACACCGAACAACCUCACCACAAAACAAGACAAUGCGUGUUCACUAGAGGUCGCCUUCAUCCUGGACAGCUCUGAGAGUGCCAAAGGUCUUCUGUUUUCCCGCCAGAAAGAGUUUGUGCGCAGCUUCAGUAGGCGGCUGAUGGAGAUGCAGGUGUCCGGCUGGCACCUGAGGACACGUUUGGCGCUUAUCUACUACAGCAGUUCAGUGCAUAUCAACCAACACUUCAAUGACUGGCAGGACCUCGACGUCUUUCUGGACCAACUGGAAGAUGCCAGCUACAUCGGCCAGGGCACGUACUCCACAUAUGCCAUUUCCAACGCCACACAACUUUUCAUCCGCGAGACCUCAGGGCAGAGUGUCAGAGUUUCACUGCUCAUGACCGAUGGCUCUGACCAUCCACGAAACCCUGACAUCAUGACGGUGGUCGCCGAAGCCAAAAGCCACAAUAUCAAGAUCUUUGCGAUAGGGCUGUCGAUGCGGGCGAUGGACAGCAACAGCGCUAAACUGAGGGCAGUGGCGAGCAGUCCAGCGCAGCAGUAUUUCCACAGCCUCACAGACCGUGGCCUGGAGGAACGGCUCCUGCAGCAGAUUUGUCCUCGUCCGUUGGUGUGCUUGUGUCAGAAAGGUGACCAAGGUUUGCCUGGAGCUCCUGGUAGAAAAGGAGAUCAAGGUUAUGAAGGAGCACCGGGUGCAAAAGGCUCAAGGGGGGAAACGGGAGCUCCGGGUCUUCCAGGAAUCAAUGGUCCAGAGGGGAGACCUGGUUUCAAAGGUGAUAAGGGGGAUCAAGGUAAUUGUGGACCACCAGGACAAAAAGGAUACAAGGGCACUGAAGGGCCUCCUGGGCCGAGGGGCCCGAGAGGAGAGCAGGGUCUGAAAGGAUCUCCAGGAGACCAGGGAAGCGAAGGUCAACCGGGACCUAAAGGGGAUCGGGGGCCGACUGGUGCAUCUGGUCUACCAGGAGAUAUUGGAGUUGGAUUCCCUGGUCCAAAGGGUGUCAAAGGAAACCCAGGAAGAGCUGGUCCUAUUGGUCAAGUUGGAAUAGGUCAGCCAGGACUACCUGGUCCACCAGGUUUACAAGGAAUACAGGGGAACCCAGGAGCUCCUGGAGAGGGACUUCCAGGAGAAAAGGGUGACCGUGGCUAUGCCGGCCCUACAGGUACACGAGGACCACCAGGUUAUGGAGUUAAAGGUGCAAAGGGUGAUGCAGGACCUCCAGGAUCACCUGGACCAUUAGGAAUGCCUGGCAGAGGAAUUCAAGGAGAGAAAGGGAAUCAAGGACCGGUUGGUCCUCCUGGUCAAAGAGGGAAUCCUGGGACAGGAUUCACAGGACCAAAGGGAGAACAGGGAUUUCCUGGAAAUCCUGGAGCCCCUGGGCAAAGAGGAACUGGAGAACCAGGACCAAAAGGUGAACCUGGUUUACGUGGUUUAGCAGGUGAUCCAGGUAUUCCAGGACAAGAUGGAGCAUCUGGACCCAAGGGUGAGAUAGGCCUACCAGGAGCUAAAGGACCAGAUGGACCCCCUGGAAGAGGCCUACCAGGAGAGAAGGGAGAUAGAGGAGAGAGGGGUUCCAGGGGUCAACCAGGACCAACGGGACCAGCUGGGGCAACAGGGGAAAAGGGAAACCCAGGAAAUGUUGGACCUCCAGGUGUUCCUGGGCCUUUAGGACGGGGUAUACCAGGAGCAAAGGGGGAUCUUGGGCCAGUUGGUCCACCAGGACCUGCUGGAGAACCAGGGAUUGGUAUUGCAGGGCCAAAGGGCGAAAUAGGAUUACCAGGAUCUUUUGGACCACCAGGGCUGAAGGGAGAAGGUUAUCCUGGCCCACCUGGGCCACCAGGCCUUCCGGGACUUACAGGGGAAAUUGGACCAGAGGGUAUUGGUUUACCAGGACCAAAGGGUGAACGAGGCCCUCAAGGCUCCCCCGGCCCAGCUGGAGCAACAGGUCUUGGGCAGAUGGGCCCAAAGGGCUCUAUUGGUCUAACAGGACCAGUUGGUCCUCCAGGAUUACCAGGAGAGGGCAUACAAGGACAAAAGGGUGAACCUGGAUAUCAGGGAUUACAGGGGCCAAGAGGCUUAACUGGAGAAGGCCUGCCAGGGCAGAAGGGUGAUCGUGGGUUUCAAGGAGCUCAAGGACGUAAAGGAGAAGAAGGACGCCAAGGGGAACCAGGACUAACAGGACCACCGGGUAAUGCAGGGAAAAAAGGAGAACCUGGUCUGACGAAAGAAGACAUAAUAUUUCUGAUCAGAUCCAUUUGUGGCUGUGGCCGGAUCUGCAGAGUGAAUCCUCUAGAGCUGGUGUUUGUGAUCGACAGCUCCGAGAGCGUCGGCCCGGAGAACUUUGAAGUCAUUAAAGACUUUGUAAAUACCUUAAUCGACCGCACAUCCGUCAGUCCAGAGGUCACCCGUGUAGGCAUCGUCCUCUACAGCAACAUUAACCUGCUGGUCACAAAUAUACAAGACAGGUUAACCCGGGAUGAAGUCAAAGCAGCCGUACGCAGGAUGCCCUACAUCGGGGAGGGAACUUACACAGGAAGUGGCAUCAGAAAAGCCAAUGAGAUGUUUGCUUUUGCUCGGCCUGGAGUGAGGAAAGUGGCAAUGGUCAUUACCGAUGGUCAGACGGAUCAUCGGGACACUGUGAAGCUGGAGGAUGCGGUCAGAGAAGCCCAUUUAGACAACAUCACCAUGUUCGCUAUAGGGGUGGUCAAUCAGAGUGACCCCAUUUAUGAUGAUUUUAAGCAGGAGCUGAAGUCAAUAGCUUCUCCACCCACUGAAGAACACAUGUUUUCUGUUGAGGACUUCAGAAUGCUGCAUGAAUUGCAAAGUAAACUGCUCCAAAAGGUGUGUGAGAACAUUGAUGGAUCAACCUUCAGUUCCAAGCCAGGUGCAUUUGAGGAGUCUGGCGUCUUCCCCUAUUAUGAUCCUGAAUCAGACAUUGUUGGCACCAUCAGACCGUAUUUGGAAAGAGAGGACCUGAUCCUGAACCUCCUCCCAGAUUUCCCAUCACGCAGAACGACUGACCCACCACUGAUCUUUCAGCAGGAUUUUACCGCAGAUGAGCGAUGUCUACAGCCGCUGGACCCCGGGCCAUGUCGAGAGUAUGUUGUUAAAUGGUAUUUUGAUCCAAAAGCCAAUUCUUGCGCUCAGUUCUGGUUUGGAGGCUGCAAAGGCAACAAAAACCAGUUUGACAGUGAACUGACCUGCAGAAAAACCUGUGUGAGACUGUGA